This is a messenger RNA of Paramecium octaurelia, 1603 nucleotides long. The record is from the annotation of a GenBank genome assembly. Lineage: Eukaryota; Ciliophora; Oligohymenophorea; Peniculida; Parameciidae.
AUGGACGUUGAUGUAAAACAAGGUCGCCUAAAACCAGUCCGCAGAAAUGGACUAGUGAAUGGAAUCAAUCCUUAUUAAUCUCUGAGUUGGAUAUACGCUCUAUUCGAUAUAGUUAUAGCAUACAUAUUUGCUUUCCAAUUCGAAGAUCAAGGAGUUAAGGUAUUUAUGAUUUCAUUCAGGAACUCCAAUUGAUACUUCUUACAGUAAUAGUUACUUGCAUCACUUAUUCUUGUCUUAGAGCCACAUUAAUAGAUCCUACAGAUUCAGUCGUAAAGGAAGAGCAAUUAUCAAAACUACUUGGGUAAUAUUAAAUAAUUGAUAUUCAAAAAGCAAAGAAUUUAAGACAGAUAUAAAAUCAUAUUGUUUGGUAUGCUAAGCACAUGUUUAAGAGAAAACAAAACAUUGUUGGACCUGUAAUAAGUAUAAAAUUCUAGUUAUUAGAUGCGUAUCAAAAUUUGAUCACCAUUGUAUUUGGCUAAAUAGUUGUAUUGGAGACUAGAAUUACUUAUAUUUCUUUAUUCUAGUGUCAUCCUUAGUCGCACUCAAGUUAUUCAGAUUAGGCUAAGAUUUUAAAUUGCUUUAUCUUUAAACUAAUUUUGAGAUUUUAGUUUAUAUUUGUAUUUCGGUAGACCCUCCUGUAUUUAUUGUAUUAACAUACUUAUUAUCUAUGCAUCUAUAUUUCAAGUAAGCACCUUCCAUUAUUUCUAGAUGGAACAAUAUAUCUACUUACGAAUACAUCAAGUCCAAAAAAAUAUCUAAAGAUCAAAUGAUAAAAACAUAAAUUAUAUAGAAAAAAUAGAUUCAGAAUGAAAGCACUACUGGUUAUGGAUUAUUAUUAUCAACAUCAAAGCGUUUCGAUUUGAAAUCACAACUAUCCUUAAAAACUGGAGAUUAAAAGUCAUCUAAUCUAAACUAUUUCUCGAAUAAGCAAGAAGAAGACAAGAAAAACAAUUAAUAAACAGAACCAUAACUCAUACAAAUUCCAAGCUUAUUUACAUCAAAACCUACUACUCCUGGAAAUGAUUAAGAUAAAAAUUAAAAGAUUUCUGAAUUGUCAAAACCAAAAGAUUUGGAUGAUUUGAAGGACAAAUAGAUUUAUAAGUAAGUUAUAGUUGAGGAUUCAGAACCAUAGUUAAAUGAUAGUUCUGAAGAUGAUGAUGAUGAUGUUGAAGAUGAUCAUUUUAAUCACGAGAAGCAUCAUCAUUGUCCUCAAAAUAGCCAUACAUCUGAUAUACCUUAUAAUCUAGAAUAAAUAAAUCUUAAAGUCGAUUAAGUAAACCAAACAGAUAUGGUGAUCAAAUAAGAAUUAGAGUCCGUUCUUGAUAAAGAAUCAGUGAAUUAAGAAAGUGAAUCAAAUUAAUGGUCUCUUCAAGUUAACAAACCUCCUACACCUUCAAAAUUUUAUACACCUGCAUAAGAAUUACAUGGUAAUUAAAAUACAAUGAUAUGUCUAAAUAACUAAAAGUCUUUAUCAGAUAAUCGAACUCAAUGAAUUUUGAUUUUAAUAAUAAUUAAGUAAAUAUUUUUACGCCAAUAUAUAAAUGAAUACUCCUCUUAUUGAAAGCUCCAAGGUUUCAGUAAAGUGGAGAAAAAUAAAGUGCUA